This is a messenger RNA of Carlito syrichta (Philippine tarsier), 600 nucleotides long. Its product is annotated as cation channel sperm-associated protein subunit gamma-like. The annotation marks the transcript as partial. Lineage: Eukaryota; Metazoa; Chordata; Mammalia; Primates; Tarsiidae. Gene Ontology annotation, cellular component: CatSper complex; motile cilium; sperm principal piece. The transcript has 5 exons. The record is from RefSeq and is a predicted model, not a curated record.
GCCCUGCUGGCGGUGCUGUUGGCGCCGUGGAGGCUGUGGGUGGUCAAAGGUUUCCAAGAGUGCACCUGGCAGGUUGUCCUGAACGAAUUUCGGAAAAUAGGCAAGGAUGACGCGAGUGACCGCUUCAUUGAUCAAAAGCCUGUGGACACAGUGGGCAGCGUGUUUCAAAUGCUGGUGGACUCACCCAUCGACCCAGGCGAGAAAUACCUGGGCUUCCCUUACUUCCUGAAGAUUAACUACUCCUGCGAGGGAAAACCCUCCGAGGACCUGGUCCGCAAGGGCCACCUGACGGGGCUCAAGCCCCUGGUCCUGGUCACCUUCCAGUCCCCAGUCAACUUCCACCGCUGGAAGAUAGAGCAGUUGCAGAUCCGAAUGGAGGCCGCUCCCUUCCGCAGCACAGGGCUGUGCAUGGCGGAGGAGCUGUGUGUGAUGAGCUGGUACACACCCAUGCCUAUCAAGAACGGCAGCGCAGUCAUGGAUGUGGGUGUCAGCAGCAAUGGCCUGGGGGCCUUCAUUCCAGAUGAAAGGUUCCAGGUGAAUAUCAACGGCUUCCUGAAGAGACAGCAAGACAACACAGUCAAGUUCACCGUAGGAAAUGAG